Messenger RNA from Tetrahymena thermophila SB210, 1683 nucleotides. RefSeq lists its product as hypothetical. The record is from RefSeq and is a predicted model, not a curated record. NCBI's taxonomy places the organism in Eukaryota, Ciliophora, Oligohymenophorea, Hymenostomatida, Tetrahymenidae. The transcript has 3 exons.
UCAUUGCUUGAAAAUUAAAUUAGUUCAUAGAUUUUAAUUAAAAAGGUAUAACAAAGCUAAAAAUAUAACUCAGCAAUAUAAUAGAUUAUCAAAGUUAGUUUCAUUUUAAAAAGUUAAAAUUUUUACAUGAGAAGAGCUUAAUCUUCGUAGGGAAAUAGGCAAAUGUUUGGAAAUAUCUCUGCUUAUAAUCCAUUCAACCCACUUUAGUCAUAUCUUAUAGAAAACUAUAAUCAUAAAUAAUAUAUCAAUUCUAUUGCUAAUUAGAGGAUUACUUAUUUUUUAGAUAAAAGAAUGACAAAAGAAGACGAAAUUUAUCGUCAGAUGUUGAAAAAUUCAAUUGCAACUGGAGUCAUGGCUGAUGACAAAUUCAGCUCUUACUUAUAAAAAGUCACAAAAGCUAGAGAAUAAUCAGAAAUAGAAGCUAUUUAGAUGCGUCAAGAAUAAAUUAAAACUGAAUAAAUGGUUAAAUCAGCUAAGAAUCUAAAACCUAAAAAUGCCAUCAAGCAUGUCAAGAUUACCUAAGAAGAAUUUGCUAUAAAUAACUGUGCCUAAAUAACAGAUUAAGAAGAACUUAAAAAGCAAAUAUAACAAUUAGUGCAUGUCAAUAAAAUAAAAAAUUUUGUAUAAAGAAUUAAUAAUAAGAAGCAAAUAAAAUACUUAAAUAAGGCUCUUGAUGAAAUAAAACAGCAUCACAACAAGCGAGAUAAACCAAUAAAAUAUAUAAAUAAUGAAAAUAAAGAUCCAAGAGCUCUCCAUAAGCCUCUUAGAAUGCCUAUAACAGACUUUAAAGUAGUUAAGCUGAAACAGAAGCCUUUAAAUUUAUCUGAUGAUCUUACUAUUAAUUUCUUCGAUUAUUAAGCUAAACCUCAUUAAAUAGUGGUUCCUAAGAAAACAGCUGAAUAAGAAAAGAUAAGAGAAAAUGAAGUAAUCACAAACUUAGGUUUUAAAAUCAGGUAAACUUCUGAGAUUUCGGUAGUGGCUUAAUCAAGAAAUGCUUCUCCUCAAAAAUCUAAUUCUCCCGAAAGACAACACCAUUAGAGUUAAUUUUUCUAAAGUCGUAGAAACAGAAAUAUGGCAAGAGAGAAGGGCUUGAUGAUAGACUUAGAUCAAAUAGAAAAGUAAGCAAAAGAGGAAAUUUUGCAGGAACAAAAAGAAAAUGAAUUGUUUUAAGAAAAUCCUCAAGAUAAUCUUUUUGUGACUUCUUACAUACCUACUUAACAUAUUCAGCAGAGAUUAGGAUCAGCAGAUUCUCAUAAAACUGUAUAGUAAUCAAAGUUUUAGUAGCUGAGAUUACAAGAUACUGUUUCACCAUAAGAUCUAAAAAACUAGGGUAAAAAAGUAUCACUUAAUUAAAUGGGAUCUUUUAAUAUAGAUAGUGCUGUUAAUAGCUAGAAAGAAAUCAAUAUAGUUGCACAGCCAAGCUUGACUUAGAGCUAGCUAAGCUAAAGGUUUAAAUAAUCUAAUAAAAUGAACAAUCUUAUUGAUCAGAUGAAUGAUUAUUAAAAUUCUAGUAAUACUAAAAAUAUCAAUAACAUAAUCAAUAAGUUUUAAAAUGAUUAUGAUAAAAUGAGCCAGCAGUAUUUCGAUAAAGAUUUAUAAUAAUAAACAGAUUUAGAAUAAACUCUCCGUGAUCCUGAAAAAAAAUCCUUCUUGGUCAAAACAAAAAAAUAACUUGUAAAAUGA